UUGCCUCUUCCGCUUAACCAGCCAGCCCGCCCGCACGAACACGAGAAAGCCAAGCAAUAGAUUUCCUUCCAGUUCCCAACCUCUUCGCCGUUCACACACUCCCCGUCUCCUCCUCGAUCAGCGCCCGCCAUGGGUGGCCUCAAGCUACGGCGGCUAGCGUCCAGCUUGCUCUCCCAGGGCCCCGCCUCCCCGGGCUCGGCGGCCGACGCGCAACAGGCGGUGGCCCGCGCGACGGCGCACCACCCUUCCACGGCCCCGCCGUCCGCGCACCACAUGGACGCGCUCCUCGCCUUCGGCCGGGGCUCGCGCCUCUCCGCCGCGGCGCUCGCCGCGGCCUUCGUCGACCGCCUCCGCGCCGCGUCGUCGGGGCAGGGGGACGCCGCCGUGGCGCUCAAGUGCCUCGUCGCGCUCCGGGUCCUCCUCGCGCGGGGCGCCUUCAUCCUCCGCGACCAGCUCCUCGCCGCGCUGCUCCGGCACCCGGCGUCCGGGCGCAACCCGCUCGCACUCGCGGCGUUCCCGCUCGGCCGCUCCUCCUUCGCCGCCGCGUCGUGGGUCCGGUUCUCCGCGCGCCUCCUCGAGCUCGUCCUCCUCCUCCCCGGCGACGCCUCCGCCGACGCCGAGUACCUCAUCGCGCUCCCCAACCCGCACCUCAUCGCCGAGCUCGCCGCCUUCGCGGCCGUCGCCGACGCCGUCCGCCAGGCCCCGCCGCCCCCGUCGUCGGGCCCGCAGCCCGACGCGCUCAUCUGGGAGGCCGUCCGGCUCGCCGAGGAGGACCGCGUCGCGGCGGAGCGGAACAUCGCCGCCCGGGUCAAGGAGAUGGGCGAGCGCCUCGACACGCUGUCCCUGGCCGACGCGGUGGAGCUGGUGUGCGUGCUGCGGCGGGUGGAGGAGGGUUCGGCCCCGGCAACAGAGUGCAAGUGGGCGGGGCUGGACGAGGGCGUCGUGGGCGCGGCGCGGCGGCUCCGCGAGCGCGCGGAGGGGGUGGUGCUGCGGAGGACGGUGGAGGAGAGGCGCCUGGUGCGGAGGGACUCCGGUGGCAGCGCGUCCGCGCGCUUCAUCGUGCCGGCGCGCGCCGGCCGCGGCGGCGGCGGUGGCGACGGCGUCCGCUUCGGAUCCACACGGUGGGCUGGCACAGUUUCUGCAUGGCGGUAGCCAAUGUUUGUAGGUUUGCACUUGCAGUUUGCUGUGUAAGUAUCUUAGCUGUAGUGCUCUAGAAUCAGUAUUUCUGAAUUUGAAGUUCUGGCAAGUCUUUCGCUUGUCGCGGUGUUAAUUUGUUUGUUUGUUUGAUCGGAAAUGCAAUGGUGUAAAAAUCAUGCGAAACACGAUUGAAUUGAUGUGCUUGUUGAUACAA
Messenger RNA from Panicum virgatum (switchgrass), 1351 nucleotides. RefSeq names its product putative clathrin assembly protein At4g40080. Gene Ontology annotation, biological process: clathrin-dependent endocytosis; vesicle budding from membrane; clathrin coat assembly. Gene Ontology annotation, molecular function: phosphatidylinositol-4,5-bisphosphate binding; clathrin heavy chain binding; SNARE binding. Gene Ontology annotation, cellular component: clathrin-coated pit; clathrin-coated vesicle. The record is from RefSeq and is a predicted model, not a curated record. The transcript has a single exon. Lineage: Eukaryota; Viridiplantae; Streptophyta; Magnoliopsida; Poales; Poaceae. The coding region runs from base 130 to 1152 and encodes 340 amino acids.